CCGCCAACUUGUCCAAUAUGUCUACCGCCGUCGAUGAGCAACAGCCUCUCCUCGAUCCCGAAGCGCAAUCAACCUCGAGCAUCCCAAAUCCAUCAUUUCGCGAACGUCUGGCCGCCCUUGUCGAGUCGAAUCCAUUCCACAAGACGGUAAUUGCCUUGAUUAUUAUUGAUACAGCUUGCGUGCUUGCAGACCUUGGCUACACUUUUAUUAACUCCUGGAUGCAGACCUCCUGGUCCAGAAGGGCCGGCUUGGCUCGAAGUUCUCUCAACUGUGUCUCUCAGCAUCUCGGGUUUCUUCCUGUUCGAAGUUCCGCUAACACUCUACGCCUUUGGUCUGAAACAUUAUAAUCCCUUUGGAGAUAUACCUCAUGCCGCUCUGCAUCUUUUCGAUGCAUUCAUCAUACUUACCACGUUUGUUUUGGAGGUCGCACUUAAAGGCCGCGAAAGGGAACUUGCUUCCCUCCUCAUCGUACUUCGUUUAUGGCGUUUGGUCAAGUUGGUUGGAGGCGUCGCGGUCGGUGCGGGUGAAAUCGAAGAGGGUGAUGCAAAGGAGUUAGCAAAAACACAGAGACAAUUAGCCAGUGUGCAAAAUCAAAUCGUCGUUCUAAAGGAGGAGAAUGAGAGCCUACGAGCUAGACUGCAUUCAGUAGGGUUGUCGGUCGAGGACUUGUAAACAUAACGACGAAUGAAAAGAUGUCUUAGGAGUAUAUUUAGUAGACAGUAUUAAGUUAUAAAUAUAGUACAUCGAAGCUAUACUGUAUUUCCUACAUUGUACUUUCAUAGAAGUGGUCUCGUCCGCACAUCAAAAUAAAUCAGUCCAUGAGUCCAUGUCCAUUAAAUAGACAUUGGGGUGACAACUAGUGUCCCACACCGAAGCCCUUGAGAGCCUCUGCGCUCAUCCACUUGGAGAUGCGAGGAAUAGGGAUAGGUUUAUCGUGAUCCUCCACUUCGCUAGGAAAGGAGGUCGGGUUGUUGGGGGGUCGGGUGAUGGUCAAAUCGCAAAUUCGCUCAAUAAAGCGUGAUCCCCCUUUUACUUCGGCUUUGAGAGGUGGAGUAACAUGCUCGGUAGAAACGGACGAGCGUGGUGUCUUAUCGCGCCUCAUAAACGGUGGAUCGACACCUCUACGUUGAGAAAUUGGAGCCCAAGCCGGUUUCUCGGAAGGAGAAAGGGUAUGCCUGGCUUUCCGGGCGGCUGUGGAUUCUAUAUCCUCCAGAUAAAGGGUCCAUGAAUCGUUUUCGUAUCCGGAUUUAGGUCUAGGUCCACUUAUAUCUGUAGUUUUGAUCUUGACGUUUGAGAAACCGAACCACUUGAUGGUGUAGAUGCUUGAUCUCCACACCUCCGGUUCAUGGCGAGCGUGUAUCAUUGCUGUGAUCAAGAUCGUGAAGAAAUAGGCCAG
Molecule: messenger RNA, 1396 nt
Organism: Marasmius oreades (fairy-ring Marasmius)
Lineage: Eukaryota; Fungi; Basidiomycota; Agaricomycetes; Agaricales; Marasmiaceae
Exons: 3
Coding region: 18-347 (109 amino acids)
Source: RefSeq, a predicted model, not a curated record